AUGAAGCAAUCAUACCAAGAAGACAUUAUGCUAUGUUUCGUAGAAGGUUUCGGUAACAGUGCCAAAAGAGGAUACAAUAAGUCUAGUCGUGAGUUGAGUGAAAGUGAUGUUUCUGAAGCUCAUUUACCAAUAAAAUCUUCAAAGGGGAAAAGCAAAAAAGUGUCAGUUCAUACAGCGUCAAGUGUUGAUAGUCUGAGUGAAGAAAUAGACAUCAGAAAAGUGGGUGGCAAGUCUUUGAGAUUGUCAUCUGGUGAAAGAUUAAAAACUGUCUCAGAAUUGAAGAGAAGUUUCAGUGACCGUUUCUCUAGAAUUAAUCAUGAAGGAAAGAAAAAAGCUACUAAAGGAAUCUUGACAAUUAAAAAAAACUGGUAA
Parnassius apollo (apollo) is the source of this 372-nucleotide messenger RNA. The record is from the annotation of a GenBank genome assembly. NCBI's taxonomy places the organism in Eukaryota, Metazoa, Arthropoda, Insecta, Lepidoptera, Papilionidae.